Molecule: messenger RNA, 1437 nt
Organism: Papaver somniferum (opium poppy)
Lineage: Eukaryota; Viridiplantae; Streptophyta; Magnoliopsida; Ranunculales; Papaveraceae
Product: protein LURP-one-related 8-like
Exons: 2
Coding region: 85-717 (210 amino acids)
Source: RefSeq, a predicted model, not a curated record
CAAGCAUAAAUCUCCAAACUCUAAAUAUUUCUUCCACUUCACAAUACUUUUCCUCUCUUUAAGCGGUUACCAAUAUUAACAACCAUGCCAAAGGUUUAUCCAAAUGCGAAUGAUCCAAAUGCAACAACAGCAAAACCCACAGAAAUCCCCAGACAUGUUUCGAACAGACAGAUGGAGGUAUUAACAGUAUGGAAAAAAUCACUUAUCUUCAACUGUGACGGUUAUACUGUUUUUGAUACAAAAGGAAAUCUCGUCUUUCGUGUUGAUAAUUAUCAAUCUGGGAAAAAAGAAAUCGUUUUAAUGGAUGGCAUAGGAAAAUCUCUUCUUAUAAUCCGUCGUAAGAGAUUGAGUUUGGCAGAUAAUUGGAUGGUGUUCGACGGGGAAACUUCGGUUAGUCCAAUAUUCUUGGUGAAAAAGCCCGUGAAUUUCUUAGCAUCAAAGAACUUAGCUCACGUGAUGUCUUGCCAAACUAACAAUAAGAAUCAGCUGAUAUAUGAGAUUAUUGGAUCGUAUGCACAACGGCGAGUGGCUGUGUAUGAUAGCAGAAAAAGACUUGUAGCUGAAAUUCAAAGCAAAGAAGCUAAAGCAGGUGUAUCAUUUGGUGGUGAUGUAUUUUCGUUGAUUAUACAACCUGAACUUAAUCAGACAGUUGCGAUGGCUCUUGUUAUAUUAAUGGAGCAAAUGUUUGGAUUGAGAAGAUCAAUUAGUUUAGGGUGAUUAAUACUGGCGUACACUUCAGAUCGAAUAUACUUAUACUUGGAAAUUGGAUAUUGAGAACAAUACCGGCAAUCGGAUCCAAAGAGGACCUUACGGGAGAACCCUUUAAAUGGGAUUGCAGUUGUUGCAGAAAUACCUCAUGCAGAGCAUGGUUUGCUAAGGAAAGCUGCAACUAGAUGCUAGCUCAAGAUAAUGAGUUGGAGCAAAUAACAAUCUGGAAUCCCAAACAAAGUGAAGUUAUCAUUAUGGCUGGCGAGGUGUAUACCAAGAGCUUUACAAAAUGGUGUGGUAUCGCCUCACUGGAAACUAAACACGCAGAUUGAUCAGCUGCAUUUACGGAGUUUUGGCACCUAAAUUAAUUGCAACUCAGAACCAUUUGUUGUUAUGGUGUAUACAUCUCAAUUUUUAGGAAAAGGACUGGCAUGUAUGUUUGUUUUUUGUUGUUCCUUUUUCAGAUUAACUACAAAUAAACCACAAGGCAGACAUCAUGGUUAUGUUUCAUCCUUCAGUUAUAGGAUACCACCAAACUACUUCCAUCAAAUCAAAACCAAAACCAAUGGUUUAAAAUUCUUUGUGGAUUAAUUCCUAGGCUGUUUUUUUUUUCCUUUCAUUGGAUGAAGGGAAAUGAAUUAUGUAUAUGCUCAAAAGAGAUGUUACUUGUAAUGUUUGUAGCUAAAUGCUAAAAAAAAGGAUCACAAAAGUGAUGAUUUAAUUGGAUUA